Messenger RNA from Onthophagus taurus, 1593 nucleotides. NCBI's taxonomy places the organism in Eukaryota, Metazoa, Arthropoda, Insecta, Coleoptera, Scarabaeidae. The record is from RefSeq and is a predicted model, not a curated record.
GAUGGAAGAAAAUGUUGUGGAUGAAAAUUAUUGAUAUUGAACCAAUAAAGCUUAAUGCAUAACGAUGUUUUAUUUCAGCUGUUAUUAUUUUCUAGAAACAAAGCAAAAAUGUUAAAAUGUUGAAAAAUCAAUCACUACUUCAAAACUACAACCGCUGGAAGAAAAUGUUGUGCAUGAAAAUGGUUGAUUCUUAUUUCAUAACAAAGUUUUAUAUCAGUUGUUACCAUUUUCCAGAAAUAAAGCGAAAACUUUAAAAAUGUUAAAAUGUUGAAAAAUCAAUCAUUACUUCAAAACUAGAACCGAUGGAAGAAAAUAUUCUGUGCGAAAAUUGUUAAUAUUGAACCAAUCAAGAAUAAUAUAACAGUAAAUAUAACAAUAAUUCUUUAAAUCACAAACACAGUCUUUAUUUUGAAAGAAAGAAAAAAAUAAAAUGCUUAAAAAUAAUUUAGGUCGCAAAUAAAUGUGUAUAUAUACUGUACAUAUAUAUAUACAGAUUUUCCGUCUAUAUUUUCCCGGAAACCCUAGGAAAACGGCCGCGGGCUUUCAGGUGAAAAAAAUAUCGAGUGCAUAAACGGUUGUAGAGCUUCGAUACGGGGCGUUAAAACACAAUUGUAAACCGUCAGAAAUGUUCAAACACCUCGCCGAGUUCGUUGUUUGUUGUAUCGCGUUAAAAAAAAUUUAUAAACCACCAAAAAACCAUUUAAUUUAAUUUAUUUUUCGAUCUUGUUCGAAUGGAUUUAAAAUCUUCGGGUUUAGAAGACGUUGUCGAUACGACCGCGCAAGAGAUGGCGCUCGGUUCGAGUUUCCCCAUGGACUACGACCGGAAAUAUGCUGAACCUUACGAUCAAGAGUUCGACGUCCAGUUUCAAAACGGCGACGAAAGCGCCGCUCCCGGCACCAGCGGCGUCAAAAGAAAACAACGCAGAUAUAGAACGACAUUUUCAAACUAUCAAUUAGAAGAGCUAGAGCGAGCUUUUAAUAAGACGCAUUACCCCGAUGUAUUUUUCCGCGAGGAAUUAGCGCUUAGAAUCGAUUUAACCGAGGCUCGAGUUCAAGUUUGGUUCCAAAAUCGGCGCGCUAAAUGGAGAAAACAAGAAAAGGUUAUUCAUAAAACAACGACGGGAAAUGGAUCAACCGGAAUUCACUCUAUAUCAUUAUCGGGUUGUGGUUCAAGUUUAGAUAAUUCGCUUUUAAAUUUCGCGCCAACGAUCGAUCAAAAUACUUCUUCAAACUUAUUUUUAGGGUUGGAAUGGCCGCCGAUGAAUACCAUUAACUUUCAAAACGCUAUUUCGCCCCUAGAAAAUGAUUGUGCCAGCGGAGGGAUGGUUAACGAGGGCCUUAACAACGAUCGGGUUAAUAACGAAAAUUCUAUUUUAAUAGCUGAUCACCGGAUAUCAAAUUCGAUACAAAACGUCGGUUUGAUGGGGGAUCAUAUUUUAUUAAGCGAUGAUAUAACGGAUCGAUUAACGAGUAGUUUGAAUUUAAUCCAAGAUGAUAUCACGAUCGAUCCUGAAUUGUUAACCCUUAAACCGAAAUGUUUAGAUAAUACCGGAGAUGAAUAACUUAAUUAAAAUUAAAUUAAUUUGAAUUAAA